AUGUCGCUCGAAGGCCUGCAGGAACGACUUGCAGCGUUGCAAGAGACCACAGCCCAGCUACGAGAUUUAAUCGACCGUCUCGCGAGCCUUCGAUUCACGCCUGGGGCGGUACCCCUACGGGUCGACGAGGAAAACACGGUAUCGGCCGAACUGAGCUCCGAAAUAAGCCAGAUUUUACGAGAGGAGGAGGAUGAGCUUGAGAUCUUGAAAGAGGAGACUGAGGAUCUUCGCUCGGGUCGCCCAGGCAGUGAUGCCGAGCAUCAGAAGACAAGGUUGAGGGAUGCCCUCGCCCGGUUGGAGAAGGAACUGUCCUUAUAUCGAAUCUCCUUCCGACAGGCUCAAUUAGCAGCGCGGCAGAGCCUUAUCGAAGCCCAGCGACUCGAACGUGAGAUUCUUCUCAAGUCCUAUUCCGAACCUGUCUCACCGACCGAUGGCGAAACGAACGGCUCGACAACCGUGACACACCCGCCUUUCCGCAAACAGCAGACAACGAGCCUCUCGGAAGAAGAUCAGCAGGUCGUGGCAGCCAGCACCGAGGCCACCCGCGGGCUGCACCGACUACGCGAUAAUAUCGAAAAGGCUCUGCUGGUGAGCAACGCGACGCAUGAGACGCUACAGGAAUCCUCGACUGCCCUAACCCAGGUUGGAGACUCGUAUAUGUCUCUCGACACGAUGCUCUCGUCCUCGAAAGAGCUUCUGGGUACGCUAGUGAAGUCGCAGAAGAGCGAUACAUGGUAUCUUCAGACAUCGCUGUACAUGCUUCUCGUAACCCUGGCGUGGCUUGUAUUCCGACGGUGGAUGUACGGCCCGUUAUGGUGGCUAGUGUGGCUUCCCUUAAGACUCCUGUUCCGGACGUCUGUUGGAGUGAGCAAUGCUGUCAGUCGAUCGGGAGACCACUCGAGUCACUCGAGUGCGCCCGGCCCGGCUAGGGUGGAGGACCAGAAGGCUUCGGUUGAGGGGCUACCAGGCGAUAGUCUACCGACGGCUGAUGUUCAAACGAAACAACCAGACGCGGCACCAGUGGAUCCGGAUUCGAUGAUUGAAAAGGUUGGAAGAGUUGUCGAUGAGGCUGACGGCAGCGGCGAACCGCCAGUAGUUCCUCAACCGUCAGCCGAGGGGGGAACCAUUGAAAAGGACGAGUUAUGA
Scedosporium apiospermum is the source of this 1146-nucleotide messenger RNA. RefSeq lists its product as uncharacterized. Gene Ontology annotation, biological process: retrograde vesicle-mediated transport, Golgi to endoplasmic reticulum. The transcript has 2 exons. The coding region runs from base 1 to 1146 and encodes 381 amino acids. Lineage: Eukaryota; Fungi; Ascomycota; Sordariomycetes; Microascales; Microascaceae. Gene Ontology annotation, molecular function: SNAP receptor activity. Gene Ontology annotation, cellular component: endoplasmic reticulum; SNARE complex. The record is from RefSeq and is a predicted model, not a curated record.